Molecule: messenger RNA, 1617 nt
Organism: Lingula anatina
Lineage: Eukaryota; Metazoa; Brachiopoda; Lingulata; Lingulida; Lingulidae
Product: adrenodoxin-like
Biological process (GO): P450-containing electron transport chain
Cellular component (GO): mitochondrion
Molecular function (GO): electron transfer activity; 2 iron, 2 sulfur cluster binding
Source: RefSeq, a predicted model, not a curated record
AUACUUUAGGUCAAGGUCAUUUUAUAACGUGUUGGCCAACAUGUUUAGGAGGAGUGCUAGAAUACUGGGAGUUUUAUCUAGAGCUCCUUUUGACACUGUUGGGGCACCAUGUAAACAAGCUAUACGAACAGUUUCAAGAAGACAUACGGAUACUAUUUUGAGACAAUUUAGCGUUUCUACAGUUGUUUUACAGAACUGGAAGAAGAAGGAAACGGUGACCAUCCAUUUUGUUUUGCAAGAUGGAACUAAAGAAUCCGUCCAGGCAAAUAUUGGAGACAAUUUGUUAGAUGUGGUGUUAGAUAAUGAUGUUGAUAUAGAUGGGUUUGGUGCCUGUGAAGGAACCCUGGCCUGCUCCACAUGCCAUUUAAUUUUCAAGAAAGAGGAUUAUGAUCAACUACCUGAGGAACCUACUGAUGAAGAACUAGACAUGCUGGACUUGGCGUAUGGAUUAACUGAUACAUCAAGGCUAGGCUGCCAGGUUAUAGUAACAAAGGACAUGGAUGGACUGGAAGUCAGCGUCCCUUCAGGGGUAGCAGAUGCAAGGUCUUGAUGAUGUAUUCUUUAAUUAGGCACUAGUCAACACCUGCAGAAUUGUCACAUAUAUAAACCAUGAAUAUUUAUAGGACUCGUGUACAUUGCUUUUAAGUGUAUCUGACUACUUUGGCAUAAAAGAAAAACAUGUUUAAGAGAGCAUUACUAAGGUUUCCUGACAUGUAAAUUGUCUUCUUAUACAGUAUUUAUACUUGCAUGCAAUAAAGAGACACAUUUUGGUCAACUCAUGGUCAGGUAAAGAUAUGUCAAUAGUAGGCCGAGGAUAACCUAGGCUCCUCAGGGAGGGACACAUUGGGAAUCAUUUGCUCCCAGGCAGGUCAGAAAUAUGACUUCCUUCAAAUGGUAUUGAAAUACCUGUAAUAUACAGUUAUUAUGAAGGCUGACAUUUCUUAAGCUUACUGUUUAUCAACUCUGCUCAAAAUGAGGAUGUUAUCUAGCCACAAAAACUUCCAGAUUAAAUUUUACCUCAGAAUUAUAUAUAGAUGUAUUGUAGAAGGUUUUAUAUGUAAUGUAUAAUGUCCGAUGUUAGUUGCACUGCAGAAUGCAAAUGUUUCUUAUAUUUAUAACAUGAUAAAGAGACCAGUAGGCUAAUGUAAUAAUACAUCCUAUUCUUUAUUUGGAUUCUGUAAUAUAUUUUCUUUGUUUUCAUUCAUAAUUAUCAAUAUAUACUGAACAUGUCACAAGCAAUAAUAUGGAACUUGUUAAAUGUGAUACUUAGAUUAAUGAGCAUUAUUUAAUAAGACUUGAUGGUAAGCUCGGAAUGGUUAACAUCUGACUGACUAAUCCAUGUAAACAGUCAAACAUAAAAUUUUACUUUCCUGGAAAAAGGACUAGGUUAAAAAUUAAAGAUGCCCUUAUGAUUGUUUUCUGUAUUUAAUCUUCACUUGGGAGUAUGGAAUGUAGUUAGUACAAACAGCAUUCAUUUGGUGGUUAGUUCUGUUAGGAAUUGCUUUAAUGUGAGUAUAGAAAAAAAUUGAUGUGUUCAAGGCUAAAAUUGUCCCAUGUUAGAUUUGAUUUCUCAUAGACUUAAAGAUGUUUUAAAGUAUAAAAUAAUUUAUACUGAAA